AUGAUCACUGCAGAGGCGGGUUUUGGUGGUGAUCCUCAGCUCUCCAUCAAGGGUCACAUAUUGACUAGUUUUAUUCUGCAGGAUUUGUGUCAGCUGGUGAACGCCGACGCCCCCUACUGGUUAGUGGGAAUGACCGAGAUGACCCGGACGUUCGGCCUGGAGCUGCUGGAAUCAGUUUUAAAUGACUUUCCUGAAGUUUUCCUGCAGCAUCAGGAGUUCAGUUUCCUGCUGAAGGAGCGCGUGUGUCCGCUGGUCAUCAAGCUGUUCUCUCCCAACAUCAAGUUCCGUCAGGGCUGCAGCAGCAGCGCCUCGUCCCCGGCGCCUUUGGAGAAACCCUAUUUCCCCAUCUGCAUGAGACUGCUGCGGGUCGUCUCGGUCCUCAUCAAACACUUCUACAGCCUCCUGGUAACGGAGUGUGAGAUCUUCCUGUCUCUGCUGGUGAAGUUUUUGGAUGGAGAGAAGCCGCAGUGGCUGAGAGCCGUGGCAGUGGAGUCUGUGCACAGACUGUGUGUUCAGCCACAUUUACUACGGUCUUUCUGUCAGUCGUACGACAUGAAGCAGCACUCCACCAAAGUCUUCAGAGACAUCGUCAACGCUCUGGGCUCCUUCAUCCAGUCCCUCUUCAUCCUCCCUAGCGCAGGAAACACCUCCUCCACCAGCACGCCUGCAGGUGGGUCGGUGUCGGGUUCACAGGGGUCCGCUCAGGGAGGUCCGGGUGCGGCAGCAGCAGGGGGAGGUCUGAUCACACAGGCAGCUUUUGAGUACCGGGGCACCUGGAUCCCCCUCAUGAACGUCAGCGUCCAGGGCAGCGCCAAAGCCACCUAUCUGGAGAUGCUGGAUAAGGUGGAGCCGCCCUCCAUCCCUGAAGGUUACGCCAUGUCUGUUGCCUUCAGCGCCCUGCUGGAUCUGGUGAGGGGAAUCACGUCUAUGAUCGAGAGAGAGCUCUCCAAACAGGAACAGGAAGCUGCUAUGAGGAAGGAGGCGGAGCUUGUUAGUCCUCCACAGAGAGACAGCUGCCCUCAGGAACCCAGUGAGUUCAUGUCGACUACGGACGAGACGGCCACAGAAAACAUCCUAAAAGCGGAGCUGUCCAUGGCGUCUCUGUGUGGCCGUCUGGGUUUGGUGACGCCGCGUGACGCUUUCAUUACGGCCAUCUGUAAAGCGUCUCUCCCUCCUCACUACGCCCUCACCAUCCUGAGCAGCAACGCUGCCAACCUCUCCAAUAAAGUGUACUCUAUCCAGGGUCAGAGUGUGCAGAUGGUCAGUCCGUCCAGUGAAUCUCACCAGCAGGUGGUAGCAGUGGGUCAGCCGCUCACCACACAGCCGCAGGGCACCGUAGUGCUGACAGCGAAGAACAUUCAGUGCAUGCGGACGCUGCUGAAUUUGGCUCAUUGUCACGGUGCUUAUCUGGGAACCUCAUGGCAGCUGGUUUUAGCCACACUACAGCAUCUGGUGUGGAUUCUGGGUCUGAAACCGGCUGUCGGUGGAGUUCUGAAACCCGGGCGAGCUGUGGAGGGUCCGAGCACGGUUUUGACCACAGCGGUGAUGACCGAUUUACCCGUCAUAUCAAAUAUCCUUUCCAGACUCUUUGAAAGUUCACAAUACCUGGACGAUGUCUCUCUGCAUCACCUGAUAAACGCUCUGUGCUCGUUAUCCAUGGAGGCCAUGGAGAUGGCUUACGGAAACAACAAGGAGCCAUCUUUGUUUGCGGUGGCCAAACUGCUAGAGACCGGACUGGUUAAUAUGGACCGGAUCGAGAUUCUCUGGAGGCCGCUGACGGCUCAUUUACUGGAGAAGGUCUGUCAGCAUCCUAACGCUCGAAUGAGGGAGUGGGGCGCAGAGGCCAUCGCCUCGCUGAUCAAAGCUGGACUCUCCUUCAAACACGAGCCACCGCUGUCCCAGAACCAGAGGUUGCAGCUGUUGCUUCUGAACCCUCUGAAGGAGCUCUCCAACGUCCUUCACGCCGAUAUCCGACAGAAACAGCUGGAGUGUGUCCUACAGAUCCUACAGAACCAGGGAGACAGUCUCGGACCGGGAUGGCCUCUGGUGCUGGGGGUCAUUGGAGCGAUCCGCAAUGACCAGGGUGAAUCCCUCAUACGAACAGCCUUCCAGUGCCUGCAGUUGGUGGUGACCGACUUCCUACCCACAAUGCCUUGCAUGUGCCUACAAAUUGUGGUGGAUGUAGCCGGCAGCUUUGGGCUCCAGAACCAGGAGCUAAACAUCAGCCUGACGUCUAUCGGCUUGCUGUGGAACAUCUCAGACUACUUCUUCCAAAGGGGAGAAGCAAUUACAGAGGAGCUGGAGAGGGAGGAAGCAGUUCUCUUGAAACAGGCCCAAGAUAAAGGUGAACCUCUGAACCGACCCUUCCACCCUGCGCCACCCUUUGACUGCCUGUGGUUGUGCCUGUAUGCCAAGCUGGGUGAGUUGUGUGUGGACCCACGGCCGGCUGUGAGGAAAAGCGCUGGCCAGACAAUGUUCUCCACCAUUGCUGCUCACGGAACGCUGCUGCAACCACCGACCUGGAACAUCGUGGUUUGGAAGGUACUAUUGCAUCUCUUAUCGACAAUUAAUCGAUCAUCGAUUAAUCGUUGACAUCCCUAAUUGAGACAUGUGGUUCUCAAAGACGUAUCUCAGAAUUUGGUUCUAAAAGUCAUGUUCUUGCUUGCAGGUGACUUUUUCAAGGCUUGGGAAGUUCUGUUGGACCACAUCCAGUCUGCUGCACUCAGCAAGAACAAUGAAGUUUCCCUCGCCGCCCUCAAGAGCUUCCAGGAGAUCCUCCAGCUAGUCACGCCCAUUAAAGACACGGAUAAACCCGACGCUCUCACAAUGGACGUUCCUCCUGUCCUUAUGGAGUCUUUACAAGGUUCUGGGCCAGGAAGACCCCUAGUCCGAUCCGAUUCCCUUGCCGAGCGACUAGCCCAGCGCUACGGUGCCCAACCUUCACUUCCACCACCUGGAGAGGAGCUGGACGACUCGGCCCUCUGGUGGUCAGCGUGGAACACUUGGUACCGGAUAGGAACAGAGUGCACGCGACCCCCUAGUGGUGGAACAGAUAAACUAGUGUUCGUACCCAGUCAGCCUUUCCUGACGGCGCUAAUACAGAUUUUCCCAGCUUUGUACCAGCACAUCGCAGGAGGGUUCAGCAUGGAAGAUCUCAAGAAGCUGGGGGUGAUUCUGCAUGGAGCCGUGUCGGUACCCAUAAGCUCAGACUCCUCGCCUUUCAUCUUGCCCUCCUACACGGAAGCGGUGCUCACCAGCCUGCAGGAAGUGGUCCUGACUGCCCUUGACGUCCUGCAGAAGGCAAUUUGUGUGGGUUCGGAGAAUCUCCAGGUGAUGUAUCCCGCCAUCUUUGAGCAGCUUCUGCUGUUCGUGGAGUUCUCCUGUAAACCUCCUCAGUAUGGAAAGAUGGAGACCAAACUUGUGGCCAAUGCCAAAUACAACCAGAUCCAACUGUUUGCACCGGCGGAGUGGGUGGCCUUAAACUACGUGCCGUUUGCGGAGCGAUCUUUGGAGGUGGUGGUUGAUCUAUAUCAUAAAACGGCCUGUCACAAAGCCGUUAUCAACGAGAAAGUCCUACAAAACAUCAUCAAGACUCUGAGGAUUCCUCUGGGUCUGAAGUACGCCUGUCCUGCUGAGAGCACCUGGAAUCUGGCCGUCUCCUCUCUGCUCAAAGUGCUUUCCAUUGGACUCCCUGUUGCCCGGCAACAAGCAUCCUCAGGCAAAUUUGACACGAUGUGGCCAGAGCUGGCGAACGCCUUUGAAGACUUCCUGUUUACCAAAAGCACACCUCCAGAUAAUCUGUCCAUACAAGAGUUCCAGAGGAAUGAAGCUGUAGAUGUCGAGGUGGUGCAGUUGAUCAGCACAGAGAUUUUACCAUUUGCCAAUUUCAUACCCAAAGAGUUCGUAGGUCGUAUCAUGAGCAUGCUCAAUAAAGGAUCGAUUCACUCCCAGUCAUCAACGUUCACAGAGGCUGAAAUGGACAUGCGUAUGCGGGAGGAGUUCUCGAAGGUGUGCUUUGAGACGCUCCUGCAGUUCUCCUUCAGUAAUAAGGUGUCGACGCCGCAGGAGGGCUACAUCUCUCGUAUGGCGCUGUCAGUGCUGCUGCAGAGGGCGCAGGACGUGCUCCGACGAUACGUGGAGGACGAGAGACUCGGUGGACGCUGCCCGCUGCCCAGGCAACAAGUGACUGAGAUCAUCUUUGUGUUAAAAGCCAUCAGCACUCUCAUGGAUUCCUUGAAAAAGACUCAACCAGAGAACGUGGACGGGAACGUGUGGGCUCAGGUGAUCGCGCUGUACCCGACGCUGGUGGAGUGCAUCACCUGCUCGUCUCCUGAAGUAAGCUCCGCCCUCAAAGAAGCCCUGGGGCCCUUCAAAGACUUCAUGCAACCGCCCGUCUCCAAAGUGCAGAACGGCGAAUCGUGACUGAACGUUUUUAUUCCACCGCAAACAUGAAUGUGACUGUUUCAUACGCCGCGCGUGAGGACGAUUCACCCCCAUCGUCAUGGUAACUGUUGAUUGACAGCUCCAAAUCCCAUCGUUCAAAGCUUCUUCUAAUACGAGCUGACGGUAGACUCUGAUUGGCCGACUUUAACGAUGUAUUAACUGCUACGUUAAAUUUGCAGUGUUUGUUGUUUUUAUGGGUUUUUGGUCCCCUCCCCCCCCCGCCCCCUGGAGUUAAUGUACAGUGUUUGGUGAUAGUGUUAAAGAUGUAAUUAAGAAUUACGUAUUUGGAUUGAAAAUCAAAUCCAAAAAUCAUUUAAAAAGAAAGAACGAAAAAUCAUAAUAAAUACAUGAAGGAUGGUCUUUUUUUGUGAAAUUUUCUCAACAGCAAUGGGAUUUAUGCAAGAUCUUACUGUAACAUUCCAUGUCAUCUGUAGUCGCAUUGAGAAGGGUCGAACCCAGUGUGUGUACAAUAAUAAAUGGUACAGUUCUAUGAACAUCAAA
Messenger RNA from Sinocyclocheilus rhinocerous, 4944 nucleotides. Its product is annotated as protein MON2 homolog. The transcript has 29 exons. Lineage: Eukaryota; Metazoa; Chordata; Actinopteri; Cypriniformes; Cyprinidae. The record is from RefSeq and is a predicted model, not a curated record.